Messenger RNA from Caenorhabditis bovis, 1929 nucleotides. The record is from the annotation of a GenBank genome assembly. NCBI's taxonomy places the organism in Eukaryota, Metazoa, Nematoda, Chromadorea, Rhabditida, Rhabditidae.
AUGCAGAAACAGCAGCUAACGGUUGUAGUUCGGGUGCGACCGUUAAACAAUACCGAGAAAGCGCGAAAAUGUUUUCAGUGCGUUUUUCCUUUAGACAAAAAAAGAAUCCUUCUCGUCGACCCGGAAAAGUUUGAAAACAACAUUCUUCGUCAAAAUCGGCAACAUGAAAGGAAGUUCGAGUUUGAUGCCGCAUUCGGCGCCAGCUCAACACAGGAAACGGUGCACGAAACGACGACAGGUCCAAUUAUCGAUUCUGUGAUUAAUGGGUAUAAUGCUACUGUGUUCGCAUAUGGCGCCACAGGUUCCGGCAAAACAUACACAAUGAUAGGAACAAAAGAGAAACCGGGAUUAAUGACCUUAAUGACAAAAACACUUUAUGAAAAACUGGAUAGUAGUCAGUACCAGGUUCUACUUUCUUACAUGGAAAUUUACAACGAGAUUAUUCGAGACCUUCUCAACCCAAAUGGAGCCGAUUUGGACCUUCUAGAAGACGAAAAUGGCAAUAUUCGUGUGCCUGGAUUGUCAUCUGUCCGAGCACCCAAUCUUUCAAGAGUAAUGAUUGUGAAAAACAACUCUCUUCACAGUAAACUUUUUAUGAUUGAUCUCGCUGGCUCUGAGCGAGCAUCUAAUACGCAAAAUCGUGGACUUCGCCUCAAGGAAGGAGCAGCAAUCAACCGUUCUUUGCUGGCCCUUGGAAAUGUAAUUAACUCUUUGGCAUCAAAAAAUACACGUUUUGUUAACUACCGAGACAGCAAGCUUACAAGGUUAUUGAAAGACUCGUUAGGCGGAACCGCAAAAACUUGUAUGAUUGCUCAUGUAACACCUGCCAGCUCGAACUUCGAAGAAACCUACAACACUCUAGUGUAUGCUUCGAGAGCUAUGAACAUCACUAACAAAACUGUGCGCAAUCGACCAGCAUCGGCUGAUCAGGUGUACACAGAAGCAAUGAAUUCCAUUAGAAAAGAAAUCGGUUCGAGAAUGAAAAACUCGGUUUCAACAACAACACUUUCUUAUAAAUCUUCACGCGCUCAAAAAGCAGUUUCACGCAAUGGAAGUAUUACAAGAAAUUCGAUCGCAAACGACAAAAAGUCGCUGCCAGUUAAUGGAAAUUCAUUAUUUUCUCAGCUCAAAGAGCAGUAUAUGACAUUAAACGAUAAACAAAAACGUUUAAGAGAAAAACUGAUGACUGUAAAUCAAGAAGCAUAUGGAUUGGAAAUGUCGCUCGUUUCAAAAAAUGCUAUAAUUAGUGCCUGGGAGAAGCACAAUGAGAAUAAAGUCGCCGAAAGUAUUGAACGAUUAAAAAGGGAUGGUGAAGAGCAGAAAAACAAAUUGAGUGAACUGGCGGAGGCACGCUCGAAAAUUGAGCGUGCGCUGAAGAAAGGAGAAGAAACAUCUGCCAAUUUGGAAUCGCGCAUGAAAGCCCUUGCUGCCACGAACGAGCAAAAAGAGAUGGUCCGAUUGUUGGUCCGAAUGGGUGAAAUUGAAGCGCAGAACAUUUCCGCUCUCAGCGAUUUGGCGAUUCAAGAGUUGAUAAUGGAUCGAACCGAUAGCUCGAUUGCGAAACUGCAAAAAUAUGAACUGGUAGCUGAUAAAUUGAUUGAUGGGAGACUUGACGAAGCUGAUCGCAAGAAGUUGGAGGAAGAAUAUCGCGUAAUUAAAAACCAAUUUCAUUAUACAAUUCUACCAUUGAAAAAUAUUCAUUCCACAGUUUCGUGGAAUUCAAUGCUUCUUCCAAAAAUUAACAACAACAAUACAAUUUAUGCUGACAAAAAUGAAAGCCCUGGUAAGAGGAAACGUGAGCGGCGUGAUUCUAUUCAACUUCCGGCAAUACCAAAUGGUAAAGAAAAACAACAAGUGCAACCAUCAACUGACUCAACAGAUGACGAUUCCAUCACGACGCCUGUAAGUGACAGACUACCAAAUAUUUGA